AAUAAAUAAAAUUACUUGAUCAGUCGUGGGCUGUGUCUGCGCAGGAUGAAAUGAGAAGUGGCAGCUGUUUCUCUCACGGGUCUAAACGCAAGUGGGUCUAAAUUCUGGAAUAUAAACGCAUCAAAUGUUUGGAAAGUGUAAUAAACCAAUGCAUUGAAAUGGGUAAACUUCCUUCGAAACAUGCUGCUGUUUGUAAACCCAGAGAAAGCCCCGAAGGAGACAGUUUUGUAGUCAAUGCUUGUUUAGCUCGGAAAGGUAUUGAAGAUUGGAUUGCUCAACAGAAGUAUUACAGCAGCUCAGCACAUCAGCAUUCGAGCUGUCAUCACAAGAGUGCUUGCAGAACGAGUGAAGUGUCGAGCCGGGACCCCGCAGGAGAAGCGUGCCUGGAGACUCUGGGUGAUGAGUACUAUCACUUGGAAGUCGCCCUCCCCCCGGAGAAGACGGCUAGCUGCUGCAAUGAUGAGAAGAAACGGGGGAAGGAAAGCCAUGGGCACAGCAUCUCCAGCAAACAGCUCAAAUUGGAAGAGCUCGAGUGCGAUGUGUCAGUAGAGGAAGAUAACAGGCAGGAGUGGACCUUCACACUGUAUGACUUUGAUAACAAUGGGAGAGUCACCCGGGAGGACAUAACCAGCUUGCUGCACACGAUCUACGAGGUAGUCGAUGCCUCGGUAAACCACUCUCCCAGCACCAGCAAAACUCUACGGGUCAAGCUCACUGUGGCCCCAGACUCCAUCCACAAGAGGAAAAACACACAGCAGAACCAUGCAGAUACUACAAGAACUGAAAGCAAAUGUACUGAAGAGACAAAAAGUUCUGAGAAGACCUCCCGGGCCCCUUUGAGGCGCCACCACAGUGACCACGCCCAACAGAACGGCUGCUAUCGGCAUUGUGUCGACGAGAACCUGGAGAGGAGAAACCACUAUCUGGACCUGGCCGGCAUUGAGAACUACACGUCGACGUUCGGACCAGGGUCCAAUCCUGAACCUGCUAAACCGGAGCACCAGUCUCGAGUGGUGAACCAGACCAGGUCUCGCUCCCAUGAGCCUGAAAAUGCCCCCUCCUCCUCCUCCCACCCCCGGCGCUCCCAGGCGCUGGACCCUGCCUCCUGCACCAAGGGGCUGGAGCUCCAGCAGAGGCUGCACUCCCAGGCGCUGGACCCUGCCUCCUGCACCAAGGGGCUGGAGCUCCAGCAGAGGCUGUGCUCCCUGGCACUGGACCCUCCCUUCUGCACCAAGGGGCUGGAGCUCCAGCAGAGGCUGCGCUCCCAGGUGCUGGACCCUGCCUCCUGCACCAAGGGGCUGGAGCUCCAGCAGAGGCUGCGCUCCCAGGCGCUGGACCCUGCCUCCUGCACCAAGGGGCUGGAGCUCCAGCAGAGGCUGCGCUCCCAGGCGCUGGACCCUGCCUCCUGCACCAAGGGGCUGGAGCUCCAGCAGAGGCUGCGCUCCCUGGCACCGGACCCUGCCUCCUGCACCAAGGGGCUGGAGCUGGACCCUGUCUCCUGCACCAAGGAGCUGGAGCUCCAGCAGAGACUGCGCUCCCAGGACUCUGGCAGGCACCUGCUGACAUCUCCCAAGGUUCAGGGCAAAUACGCUGUGGUGGCCCCCUCUCAGCCGAGCGGAAGGGCUGUAAGGAACAAGGGCUCAACCUGCCAGAACGCCCCACCCCCAGUGCCCUUCCAUACAGCACGUGUCAGCCAGAACCCCCCCCACCUCCCCAUGCCCCAGCCCACCAACAAGAGACACAAACAGAGGGUGAAGGAGGCAGCGCAGCCAUACAAGUCCUUCCAGCCUCCCACGACUCUACUGGAGAAGGAGCAGGUACGGGACCUGCCUGCCCUUGUGUUGUAUGAAGGCCACGUAGGGAAGGUGAUCCAGAGACAUGAACACCACCACCAUCACGAGCACCAUCACCACUACCACCACUUCUACCAGUCCUGAGCACCGGCACAGCCCCGUCUCCGCUUCACACAGGCAAACAACAUGAAGGAAAGAGCUUGACGGGGGUGUUGCUCGUGGUUGGCUCAUCGAUAUCCUUUCUUUGCACACGUACCGCAGUGGAUUACCCAGAUGUAGCAUGGAACUGAAGCACAGAGAAUUUUAAAGGUCCAUACUACACUUUCUCUACCUGUGGAAAACAAUGAAGGGAUUCCAAGGAUUGCUGCAAAUACAGUGCACAGACAAACCAAUCCACACUGGUGAACCCGCCAAUCAAACUGGUGAAACCGCCAAUCCAAACUGGAGAACAGCCACUGCUCUGUGCAUCAAGGUCUACCAGGCUCUGGACUGGAUUGGAUUUUUGGACCUCCCUCUCCCUUUCUCCCCAUCCCUCUCUAAUCCUGUGAGGCGCUGGGAUCCCCCUCCCAAUCCCUCUCUAAUCCUGUGAGGCGCUGGGAUCCCUCCUUCCCAUCCCUCUCUAAUCCUGUGAGGUGGUGGGAUCCCCCUCCCCAUCCGUCUCUAAUCCUGUGAGGCGCUGGGAUCCCUCCUCCUAACCCUCUCUAAUCCUGUGAAGCGCUGGGAUCCCUCCUCCCAAUCCCUCUCUAAUCCUGUGAGGUGGUGGGAUCCCUCCUCCUAACCCUCUCUAAUCCUGUGAGGCGCUGGGAUCCCUCCUACCAAUCCCUCUCUAAUCCUGUGAGGUGGUGGGAUCCCCCUCCCCAUCCCUCUCUAAUCCUGUGAGGUGCUGGGAUCCCUCCUCCUAACCCUCUCUAAUCCUGUGAGAUGGUGGGAUCUCUCCUCACCAAUCCCUCUCUAAUCAUGUGAGGUGGUGGGAUCCCUCCUCAUCAAUCCCUCUCUAAUCCUGUGAGGUGGUGGGAUCCCUCCUCACCAAUCCCUCUCUAAUCCUGUGAGGCGCUGGGAUCCCUCCUCACAAUCCCUCUCUAAUCCUGUGAGGUGGUGGGAUCCCUCCUCCCAAUCCCUCUCUAAUCCUGUGAGGCACUGGGAUCCCUCCUCCCAAUCCCUCUCUAAUUCUGUGAGGUGCUGGGAUCCCUCCUCCCAAUCCCUCUCUAAUCUUGUGAGGUGGUGGGAUCCCCCUCCCCAUCCCUCUCUAAUCCUGUGAGGUGGUGGGAUCCCUCCUCCCAAUCCCUCUCUAAUCCUGUGAGGCGCUGGGAUCCCUCCUCCCAAUCCCUCUCUAAUCCUGUGAGGCGCUGGGAUCCCCCUCCCCAUCCCUCUCUAAUCCUGUGAGGUGGUGGGAUUCCAUUGAAAGCACUUCCUGGUGCAGUUGCUGUUGAAGAUUUGUUUGCCUCAGGAAGCCAGGCAUUUGUGAGAUACCUGAUACGGACUAACAUGAGCAAUUCCAGGACUUUCAUGAGGGGGAAAAAAAGAAGAAAAACUCAGACACAAAAAGCUGCUACCUCGAGUAUUCUAUUCAGAUGUGUAUUAUUUUCAUUAACUGAUUGUAAUGUGCUUUACUAUUCUGCAAUGUGUAUAUGUAGCCUUGUUGUGUUGUACUGCAUACCCUUUCUCUUAUUUUUAGUUAAGUCAUUAUACAUCACUGAAACACUAACUGUACUUGUCAACAAUAUUAUUAUUAUAUUAUUAUUAUUAUUAUUAUUAUUAUUAUUAUUAUUAUUAUUAUUUAU
Molecule: messenger RNA, 3574 nt
Organism: Polyodon spathula (Mississippi paddlefish)
Lineage: Eukaryota; Metazoa; Chordata; Actinopteri; Acipenseriformes; Polyodontidae
Gene: nkd1
Product: NKD inhibitor of WNT signaling pathway 1
Exons: 10
Coding region: 159-1937 (592 amino acids)
Biological process (GO): negative regulation of Wnt signaling pathway
Cellular component (GO): cytoplasm
Molecular function (GO): calcium ion binding
Source: RefSeq, a predicted model, not a curated record